UUCACGAUUUCAUUGAGUAAAUGAAAACAUGGAAGUUGCUAUCUUCAUAUUAUUAAAAAAUGAAAUCUAAUUUAAUUAUAUUCAAUAUUGACGUAAAGUGUGCAGUUUCAGUGAAUCCCUCACUAUUUGAAAGUGAAGUUUGUUUGUAAGUGUAGAAAGUUCUUUUCAACUUUUGUAAGUUAGUUCUUAUACAGAGAAUACAGUCGGCAGCUAAAUAGAUUAGGCUAGGUUUGGUGAAAUUAGUCAUAAGUCUAUUGUGAUAAACUACAAGGAAAAACAAUCAAUAGUUUCCAAGCCAUGCCAGAAAUAAUGAACUUUUAUUUAUCUCCAGUUAAAUCACAACUCACAUUGCAGCUGAAACAGUAAAUAGCAAGAUAUAGAUGGCUAUAUUUUGUGAAUUGAAACGUAAUUUCUAACCUAAAUUUUGUGAGUGGAGAUUAGAACUCUUCAAAAACCACAUCAAUCUGCAUAAACUGUAGUAGGUAAUAAUAUCUUUGCAAGAACUAUUUCCAUGUGCUAAAACGACAAAUUUGGGUACAAAACUUUGAAGAAAAACGACAUAACCUAAAAUUUUUCGACAACACUUCAAUCAUCCUCAGAUUUCGAGACAAAACUUGAAUUGUCGUUCAAAAAUUACCCUCAAAUUUCUGGACAAUCUUCAAUUAUCGUUCAAAAACUACUUAACCCAACCAUUUCUCAAUCCAACUUCGAUUUUCAAUAGAAAAUCAUACAUCAAAUCUUCGGACAACCCUCAGUUUUUAACAAAAAGCCACGACAAAAACUUAAAUUUACAUACAAACUUUGAAAUCCUCCAAGUUUUUGGACUAAACUUCAAUCUUCGUUCAAAAACCACCUAAAUCUCCGGACAAACUUUGAAGCUCCAUUCAAAAACCACCCAUCAAAUUCCCGGACAACUUUGGAAUAUCGUCAAAAAAAAAAAACUGCCAACAAAUUCCCAGACAAACUUCGAAUCAUCGGGCAAAUCUUCAAUUUUCAUUCAAAAAGACACAAAAAUAUUUACAAUUCUUGAAUCAGCAUUCAAAAAACUACAGUUCUCAGACCAACUUUGAAACCUAUCAAAUUUUUUGAAUCAUACAUAAUUCAGAAAACAAAGACAAAAACUACAGUUCUCAGAACAACUUUGAAACCUAUCAAAUUUUUUGAAUCAUCAUUCAGAAAACAAGGACAAAAACUUCAGUUCUCAGACCAACUUUGAAACCUAUCAAAUUUCUGGACUAACUUUGAAUUUAUCUUCCAAAAGCCACCAAACAUGACCUUCUCCGAAUUCGUCGGUUGUACCUGCAUCGCCUAUGGACCCCUCCUUGCCAUGUUUGUCUUCACCAUUAUGCAGGACCCCAUACGAAUCAUCAUCCUAAUUGCUGCCGCUUUUUUCUGGCUAGUAUCCCUUCUACUGUCAUCCAUCAUCUGGUUCAUACUUCCACUCAAAAACACUCUAAUAUUCGGUGUGAUUCUAUCAGUUCUAUUCCAAGAGUUUUUCCGGUACUUGAUAUACAGAUUACUACGUAAAGCUGAGGCUGGAUUGAAGAAAGUAACCGUUCCUGAUACUAAUAUAGAGAUAACUAAUAACAAACACGUGUUAGCGUAUGUGGCCGGGUUGGGUUUUGGAACAAUGAGUGGAGCCUUUGCAUUGGUGAACGUACUAGCCGACAUCUCAGGACCUGCUACCAUGGGACUGAAAGGAUCCUCAAGUUUGUUCACAGUGAUCUCCGCCAUCUUGACUUGUUGUUUCGUACUAUUGCACACGUUCUGGGGGGUCAUCUUCUUCAACGCAGUUGACACCAAAAACUACAUCCAUAUUGGGUGGGUUUUGGGAAGCCAUGUGCUAGUUUCAUCAGUGACUCUGUUCAACGCGAAAAUGUUGUAUUUCUCGUCAGUGAUACCGACAGUGCUCGUAAUGGUGUGUUCUGGGUACAUGGCGUUCAGAAUUUGUGGCGGUACAUUGAACCGGUGUAAAAGUGGGUUGGUUUGUGGGAGAGGUGCGGAGGAGCGGCGAGGUUCAUCGUCGCCUACUACCUCCGUUACUUGAUUUUUGGUGUAGAUUGAGUGCGGUUUGGGAUGAGAUUCGUGGAGGAGCCCCGGGGUACUCCAUUAAUUAUUGAUAUAAUUGUAAAAAUUGUGUGUAUUUUGGGAUGAUAUUAAAUUUGUGGGGAGAGAGU
This is a messenger RNA of Nilaparvata lugens (brown planthopper), 2177 nucleotides long. RefSeq names its product gamma-secretase subunit Aph-1 (gene aph-1). Gene Ontology annotation, molecular function: protein-macromolecule adaptor activity. Lineage: Eukaryota; Metazoa; Arthropoda; Insecta; Hemiptera; Delphacidae. Gene Ontology annotation, cellular component: endoplasmic reticulum; membrane; gamma-secretase complex. The record is from RefSeq and is a predicted model, not a curated record. The transcript has a single exon. The coding region runs from base 1271 to 2047 and encodes 258 amino acids. Gene Ontology annotation, biological process: Notch receptor processing; Notch signaling pathway; positive regulation of catalytic activity.